Messenger RNA from Moneuplotes crassus, 3367 nucleotides. The record is from the annotation of a GenBank genome assembly. NCBI's taxonomy places the organism in Eukaryota, Ciliophora, Spirotrichea, Euplotida, Euplotidae.
ACGAGACAUUUUAGAAACACACUCCGAGUUCUGUUCUAUCUAUGAAUGAUAAAGGAUAUAGCAAGCAUCUCAGAAUUCAAGAAAAGAAAUAUUCAAGCAGAAUGCAGUAGCCAGAGCGAAUUCAACAUUGGGUUGGAAGAUUUUGAGAGAAAACUGAUGAGAGUGAGAAAUUAUGGUAGCUGUAACAUAAAUGAUGCUCAUUUGGGAGCUGGAGGAGACAUUUAUAUCAGUGGCUACGGAAACUCAAUUUCGGGCGAGUUCUUCUUUCUCAGAACAGACGAAGAUUUCAAUGUCCAAUGGAUGCGAUCUGACGGAAGCACAAAGUUGUUUAUCUCAGUCGAUCCAUUAGAGCGGAGAGUCUUUGCAGCUGAAAAUUCAGGGUCUUCUUGAGAUCUAGAAGAGAUAGAUGCAGCCACAGGAGAUCAAUACUUCGAAUCUAGAGCAGGAAAUGGAGCUGUCUCACAGAAUUAUGUUGGAAUGACCUUCGAACCUGGUACAAAUACUCCAAUCUACAUCACAUCAAAUUCGCUAGGCUCCACAGUUGAUAUUUACGCUAAAAAUAUCGGGAAAUCCACGGCUCAUACCCACAAUUUCCCUUCUUCUAAGCGAGUCGGCAAAAUAGCCUAUGUCAGUACCGGAAACAUACUAGUGCACCAUAUGGAAACUAGCACAAAGAAAUGUUAUCUGUCCCUUUUGACUCUCAAUCAGCCCAUACCGAAUACUAGUUUCAGACACAUAACUGAAUAUGAGUGCCCAUACGGCCACACUUGUACUGCAAAUUUUGAAAGGUCAAGCAUACUAGUGGAUCCUGAUAAUAGCUUAGAAGGGUUUGCAUUACUUGAACUUGUAGAUACCGAUGAUUUAGUUGCAUACUUUAUAUUUGUCCAGGUAGACCUUGAAAAUGAACGUGUUCUUCAGCACUAUGUAGCCACGAAUGCAACAAGCGUUAUUAUUGGAGUUGGAGGGACUAUUGAAACAAUGUAUAGUAUGAGGGUAUUUCAAGGCAAUGUUUAUUUCUUGGCAGGAGUAAAGGAUUCUUCAGGAAAUAUUGGCAAUUCAUUACUGCUUUUUAAUACAAGCUCGACUCCUGGAUCUUUUGAAAGCUUACAUCAAUGAUCAUCUGAUGACGGAGCAACGACUCAAUGUCAAAGUCAGUAUAGCACAACUAAUACCUUCAUUUCAAACGGAGGUCUGCUGACCCAAAUGAUAAUAAAGUCGGGAACCAUCAUUUUCUUCGGAUCUUAUGACUCCAGUUGUGUACGGAUUAAGUCACAGUUAACUUCUCUUGCAACCACUCAGGACUGGUAUAACUCCCCAAGUGUUACAAAGUUCUUUACAGAUUUGAAGCCGAUAAGUAUCUUUGGAACAACAGUCACUGAAAAUCAAACAAUCGUUCACAAUGAUUAUAACUCUUGGACAGGAGCUAAGACUUGGACGACUAGUUCUAAUAAAGAAAGUAGUAUUAUAGAUCAGAGUCAAUCCUUUUAUGUGGAGACUCACAUAAGCCUUGAAAUUGAUAAAGGACAAGAAGAAAAGAAAAAUAUAAGCAUUGCAUGAGAUCAAUAUGAUAUCUUCAGAUUCAAAUACAGCAUCGCAAAUGCGAAUGAUGAUGAAGUUUAUGAUAUACUCAAGAUUGACAGUAGCUCAGGAGAACUAGAUAUUAAUUCAACAGAUUUUGGGACUAAGGACAGAAAUUUCACUUUAGAUAUAAAAAUUAGCUCCCCUUAUCUUCAAAAUGACAUUACCAUUCCGGCUGAAUUAAAUGAGGUCCAUUUAUUUGGUAAAACUCUUGAAACUCAGCAGAGAGUAACUAACGGCGUGCUUGGAGCAUCUAUAGCUAUUGGAAGCAUAUCUGCAUUCUCACCCAGCUCAGGAUUCAGUGGUCUUUGGAUGCUUAUCAAUCAAUAUCAACUCUUGAUGCUUCUUACAAUGGUGGGGACAGAAAUUCAUCCUGACGUUAGGAAGAUUAUUUACUCUUCGAAAUUCCUAACAUUAAAUCUUGAAGAAGUCGACAUCAAAUCUUCGCUUCGAAUUUCUCAAUUUCUAGAGAAAAUGAAGAGGAAUCAGACUAAUCAGGGACUUGAUGAACUAGGCUUUGGUAGUAUCUCAACUUUUCAAACAAAUAUCAAUUUGUUUCUCCUCUUCAUUCUCAUUCUUAUGAUAUACCUGAUUUGUGUAUUCUGGUGCUGCCUUUUCAGAAAAUGAUUGAAACUAAAAGCAAAGAGAUGCCAUAAGAGAAAAGAAGCCAAGAGAAACCAAAAUAAUGAAGGUCAUAAUAAUAAUGGCGUAAGAUCUAACAACAAAGGUCUCACAGAGAGUGUCAAUAGUACAGAAAAUAAUUAUAAGGAGAAUUAUUGCCACAUCUUCUGAGCAUGAUGUUGCAAAUGCUUUUGUAAGUGCUUAUGAAAAUGGAUGUGAAAGUGAUGAUGCAAGAAAGUAAAUAAAUGGUGUCGUGGAAUAACCAAAUAUGCUAAAGAGUGGCAGCACAAGUAUUUCCCUCACAGAUUCUUCAUGGGUAUUUGUAUGAGAAUAAUGAUCGAGACUUUGUUCAUUAUAUCUGCCACUUCUUGAAAUGAACUGAGCAUAUUUGAUGACACAGAUUAUUAUUCCUCUCUCUCAAUUAAUAUUGCAGCUAUGUUGCUAGUUUUAUGAAUUGUAUUUAUUUUGUUUCUUUUCUGUUAUUAUUUUAAGCACAGAAAUACCAAAAUUUCUGACAAGAACAAUGAAUCAGGAAUAUAUUUUGAAGAAUUAUUUUCGGAACUCAAACCAGGAAAAGGAAGAAUCUACAUCCCAAUAUUGAUAUUAAGGAUAUUCAUCUUUGUAUGAAUUGUAUUUCUCUUGCCGUUUAGUCCUGAAUCAAAAUUAGGAAUUAUAUUCGUUCUUCAGUUUUUGUACUGGCUUCAAACAGUGGGUAUCAGAAAGUUCACCAGCGGAUCCCAAUCUUUCAUCAAUAUCAUGAAUGAGUUUACCUUUUUGAUAAUAAUCUUCAUUUUUGCUAUGUGGAACAAGAGAGAUAACUGGAAGGAAACUAACUCUCCAACCAUGAAGGAAGUCGUGAUGUAUAUCAUUUUUUGAAAUACAUUCCUAAUGGUUAUCAUUCAGACUGGUGCUCUAUUACAUAAGAUCUAUAAGUGGUACAAGGAAUAUUACCCGUCAGAUGAGGAUUUGUGGAAGGCAAGGGAAAUAGCAGGAUGUAAUGAUGAAAGCAGCCAUGAAAGCAAAAAUUCUAAAGGUGUAAUUUCUCUUAAUUCAUCUUACUCUAGGUCCAAAUCUCUGGACAGCAAGUAUUUCAACAUUACAACAUUUAUGAAGAAGAGAAAAAUCAUUCCCAUCAAUGUUAAUUAAUCCUCCAAAAAUUUCACUUCAA